AUGUUACGUCUCCGGUAUACACUGCGCCGUAUUGUGCAACAAAAGUGUGCUAAAAAUGUAGAAUAUGUGAAUGGGAAAAGUGUUCGUGCUGUUAGCACUGCCGUCGGACGUUACAAUCAAUCUACAACAAAAGCUACUAGCUUUGAUUCAACUACAUAUGAGGAUGCCGUUGAUCAAAGUCGACGAACUGGAACAGGUGUUAAGAUGGCACCAGAUACGGGAAAAUUACGUUCUCGCCAGCCAUUAGUGAAGAACUUUUUCGUUGGUGUAGUUGACAAAGAAAUGCUUGGUUUUCCAGAAGUUGUGCAACGUGAAGAAAUGGUUCGUAUUGAAAAUGAAAAAUUGCCGCUUACUAAUUUCUUCGCAGAUAAUGUAAAUAAUGCUAUAAUUGAUCGCACACGUCAAAUUCCGACUGAAGUAGUCGAUGCGGUGCGACAGUUGGGCUUAUACGGUAUUAAUGUGCCGCAAGAUUUCGAAGGUAAAGGCUUAGGCUGGACGGCAAGUUUAAUGCUUACAGAACCCGAAUCGAAUUCCGCUAAUGUUGCACUUGGUUUGUUAUCCCACCGCGUCAUUAUUGAUUUGCUAAAAGAAGUGGGUAGUAGCGAACAACAACAAAGGUUUUUGCCGCAACUCGUAAAUGGUUCCCAAGUUGGUGUUGAAGCGAUAUUCGAAUAUGAUAUUGCGGAAAAUGAUCUAUUUAAUACUACAGCCGUUUAUGAGCCCGAAGCCAAGGAAUGGGUUUUAAGUGGCAGUAAAGCUUAUGCAGUAACUGGCCCAUUUGCAACCAGCGAUGCCACACCACUUUUCCUAGUUAUCGCCCAAACCCGUCGAUUAAGUGUGAAAGGUGAUGCUGCGCGCAGUACAACAAUAUUUUUAGUAGAUGGUAAUACGCCAGGUGUCAAGUUGGGCGAGCAGCAUUUGACCAUUGGUUGUAGAGGUUUGCAAAUAAGUCGCGUUGAGUUUGAACAAGUGCGUCUACCGGAAAGUUGUGUGGUGGGCAUAGCAAAUGAAGGAAAUUCUGUUGCAGAGGUAUUACUACGUAGUGGCCGGUUACGUAACGCUCUAUUGGGGUUGGGCAUAGCUAAGCAGUUGGUUAAUAACAUGACCAUGUACUGCAUUGAAAACCAGCAGUGCAAUGUGCCGCUGAAGGAUAUGGAAAUUUUGCAAAUGCACUUGUCGAAGGCAUCUUGCGCCACAUAUGCCAUUGAAAGCAUGAUUUAUAUGACUGCUGGCAUACUGGAUGAAUUCGCCUCGCCCGAUGUGGCAAUAGAAGCCGCUAUUACCAAGUAUUACAGUCUCACGCAACUACGCAACAUCGCGGGUAAAUGCAUGGAUAUUAUUGGCCCAAAAUCGCUACUUUCUGGUCUAGAAACCGAAGUUCUAUUCCGUGACGCAGCACAGCUAUACACCCAAGGUGAAUCAAUGGAUACGAUGCGUUUAUAUAUUGCACUCACCGGUCUACAACACGCAGGCGGCCUACUCUCUGACACAGUCCGGAUGCAACGCAAUCCCCUCUUCCAUCCCGGCCACAUACUCAGCAAAUUUCUACAAAGCUCGAACAUAGAUAAUCCAAAAACUAAAAUGCGUUUAAAUGAAAAUGUGCACCCAUCGUUAGAGCCCGCUGCGCAAUGUGUUGAACACUCGGUGGCACGUCUGCAGAUGUGCGUGGAACUGUUGCUAACGCGUUAUGGUAGCGCAGUGGUAGAGAAGCAUCAUGAUAUGCAGCGUUUGACAGAUAUUGCUGCCACAAUAUAUGCAAUGUUUGCAAGCUUAGCACGUGCCUCACGUUCUUACUGCAUAGGCUUGCAGUUGGCCGACUAUGAAUUGGUAUUGGCUUCCGCCGUGUGUACGCAUGGACGCGAUAAGGUGCAAAAGCUGUGCAAUGAACUUUUCAAUGGGCAAUAUGUAAAUAACGAUAGCAAUUUGGAACGUGUGGCGAAACAAGUGUUCAAGAGUAAAGGCUAUUUCCCAGUGCAUCCCACUACCUAUAAUUUCUAGAUAUUAAAUAUAUAGAACAGAUGUUAUUGUAACUAUAUUUAAUAGUACAGAAUAUAUUUUUUGUUGAAGAUUUGCGAUAGAGACGGACGUAAAA
This is a messenger RNA of Ceratitis capitata (Mediterranean fruit fly), 2092 nucleotides long. It is a transcript of the gene Egm, whose product is annotated as acyl-CoA dehydrogenase family member 9, mitochondrial. Lineage: Eukaryota; Metazoa; Arthropoda; Insecta; Diptera; Tephritidae. Bases 1 to 1998 code for a protein of 665 amino acids. The transcript is spliced from 5 exons. The record is from RefSeq and is a predicted model, not a curated record. Gene Ontology annotation, molecular function: flavin adenine dinucleotide binding; acyl-CoA dehydrogenase activity.